Ficedula albicollis (Collared flycatcher) is the source of this 3542-nucleotide messenger RNA. It is a transcript of the gene MCTP2, whose product is annotated as multiple C2 domains, transmembrane 2. Gene Ontology annotation, molecular function: calcium ion binding. The transcript has 25 exons. Gene Ontology annotation, cellular component: synaptic vesicle membrane. Bases 246 to 2933 code for a protein of 895 amino acids. Gene Ontology annotation, biological process: regulation of neurotransmitter secretion. The record is from RefSeq and is a predicted model, not a curated record. Lineage: Eukaryota; Metazoa; Chordata; Aves; Passeriformes; Muscicapidae.
CCAACCCCUCCUGCCACCAGAGAGGAGCCUCAUGUUGGGCAGGUUGGAUGCACGCCGUGGCCACCUUCGAGGAAAGCCUCUUGAAUAAGGAUGAUUGCUCAGCUGUUACCCACGGAAGAGUCUGUCUGUGAGGAUAUUCCUGUGCUCAGAGGUGUCCCUGCUCCCUUACGAUGCACAUACAUCACCCUGGGGGUUGCUGAGGCUGUUCUGUGCAGGAGGCAUUGCUGAGAGAUCCCCUUGCAGCAAUGGACUUGGAGAAGCACUCCGUGUGGGGAUCCCUCAAGCAGAAGACGCGGCCGUUCCUGCGAAACCUGAGCGUGAGGAAGACGAAGAAGAGGUCUGGCAAAAUGCUGGAGAGGAAGGGCCGCUCCUUGGACCGCUGUCUCAGCGUGUCAGUGCCUGACAUGCUGGAGGUGGAGACCCUCAUGGAGGAGGAAGAAGAGGAAGAAGAAGAAACGGCCUACUCGAGCGCUCAGGUGCUGCCGAGCUGCUCCCCCAGGAGCUGUUCGGGGUCGGCGGUGCCCCUGCGGAGCAGGGCCGCGGUGCCGGCGGCGGGAGAGGAGUGGCUGUGGCCGUCCCGGCAGGGCACGCGGGCGGAGGUGGCGGUCACCGCCGAGGCCAGGCCGGCCGCGGGCGCUCGCCCGGCGUCCCCACGCGCGGCCGAGGCCGGGGGCAGCCCCGUGUCCGAGGGGAAGAGGAAACCCGGCGAGGACCUCCUGGAGCUGCUGCAGAGCUCCCGCCGGAGCAGCCAGGGCACGGAGUACCCGUGUGGAGAAAUGGAUUUUGACUCUUCCCUAUCAUCUCAAAAUUUUGAUGACCAAAUGGCUGUGGAGGAAGCAAACGACUGCCUGAGUGACCUGCCCAGCCCCUUUGCCUACCUGCUGACCAUCCACCUGAAGGAAGGCAGGAACCUGGUUAUCAGGGAUCGCUGUGGUACAAGUGACCCAUACGUGAAGUUUAAACUGAAUGGCAAAACCCUCUACAAAAGUAAGGUAGUGUACAAGAACCUCAACCCAGUUUGGGAUGAAACAGUUGUGCUGCCCAUACAGACCCUCGAUCAAAAACUCUGGAUCAAGGUGUACGAUCGUGAUUUAACCUCUUCAGACUUCAUGGGUUCGGCAUCUGUAGCGCUCACUGAACUUGAACUUAAUAGAACUACUGAACAGGUUUUAAAACUGGAAGAUCCCAACAGUUUAGAAGAUGACAUGGGAGUGAUUGUAUUAAACUUGAGUCUAGCAGUCAAGCAAGGAGACUUCAAGAGAAAUAGAUGGUCAAGUCGAAAGAAACGAACUUCAUCCAAGUCGAGUUUCACGCGGAGCAUGCGGCUCUCGGAGUCUCUGCGCAAGAACCAGCUGUGGAACGGGCUGGUCACCAUCACCCUCUUGGAGGGGAAGAACAUGCCCAGAGGGGGCUUGGCAGAGAUCUUUAUUCGCCUCAAACUGGGAGAUCAAAGAUACAAGAGCAAGACACUGUGUAAGAGUGCAAAUCCUCAGUGGAGGGAACAGUUUGAUUUUCACUACUUCUCUGACAGGAAGGAUAUGUUGGACAUUGAGGUGUGGAGAAAGGAUAACAAAAAGCAUGAGGAGCUUUUGGGAACAUGCCACGUUGACAUUACUGCCCUGCCAACAAAGCAGACCAACUGCUUGGAGGUGCCUCUGGAAAAGCAUCCAGGGUCCCUGCUGAUGCUGAUUGCUAUUGCCCCAUGUUCAGGAGUGUCCAUCUCUGAUCUGUGUGUCUGUCCUUUGGCAGACCCCAAUGAACGGCAACAGAUUUCUCAGCGUUAUUGUAUAAAGAAUUCCUUUCGGGACAUAAAGGACAUUGGCUUCUUACAAGUCAAAGUUUUAAAAGCAGUGGACCUGAUGGCAGCAGAUUUUUCAGGCAAAAGUGAUCCUUUCUGUGUCUUGGAGCUGGGGAACGACAUGCUUCAAACACACACCGUUUACAAGAACCUCAAUCCAGAGUGGAACAAAGUUUUCACAUUCCCUAUUAAAGAUAUUCACGAUGUUCUGGAAGUGACAGUGUUUGAUGAAGAUGGAGAUAAACCCCCUGAUUUCCUUGGAAAAGUUGCCAUCCCUUUGCUGUCUAUUAGAAACGGUAAACAAAGUUGUUACACACUGAAGAAUAAAGACUUGGAACGUGCUUCAAAAGGAGUAAUUUACUUGGAGCUGGAUGUCCUAUUUAAUCCUAUAAAAGCAAGUAUUAGAACAUUCAAGCCUCGAGAAAAACGCUUUACUGAGGAGAACCGCAAAUUUUCUAAAAAGAUCUUAUCAAGAAAUGUUGAUCGCGUGAAAAAAAUCACCAUGGCAAUAUGGAAUACAAUACAAUUCCUUUGGAGCUGCUUUCUCUGGGAGUCCACGGUAAAGAGCCUGAUAGCAUUUGUGGUGUUUGUGGUCACCGUCUGGACCGUGGAGCUGUACAUGGUGCCCCUGGCUUUGCUGGUGCUCUUUGCAUACAACUUCUCCCUCGUCACCACAGGGAAGGUCAAUAAUGCCCAGGAUGCCCAGGAGCUUAUGGGCUUGGAUGAAGACGAGGAUGAAGAUGAUAAGGAAUCUGAGAAAAAGGGGCUAAUUGAGAGAAUCCACAUGGUCCAAGAGAUCAUCAUAGCUGUUCAAAGCAUCCUGGAAGAAAUAGCAUCGUUUGGAGAGAGGAUUAAAAACACAUUCAACUGGACGGUGCCUUUCCUCUCUGUCCUGGCCUGCUUGGUCCUGGCAGCAGCAACAGUUAUUUUGUAUUUUAUACCACUGAGGUACAUUGUUUUAAUCUGGGGCAUAAAUAAAUUUACUAAGAAGCUUAGAAAUCCCUAUGCCAUCGACAAUAAUGAGCUACUAGAUUUCCUCUCCAGGGUACCAUCUGAUGUUCAAAAGGUGCAGCACGCCGAAUUGAAGCCAUCCAGCAGCUCCAGCCCCAUCAGGAAGAAGCGGAGCACGCUGUAGGAUGCAGCGGGGUUGGGAAUGCAGCACCUCCCUCCCUGCACAGGCGUGCACACACAGCUCCCCUCCCCUCCUUCUCGCUUCAGAACAACACCACAGCCACUGCCACAGACUUUCUCUUGCUUGGAAGAUGUGGUUUUUGAUAAACGCCUGUCUUGGGUUUCUUUUCUGGGUUGUCUUUUGGGCGUGGAAUCCCAAAAAAACAGCAAGGUGAAGCGUGAAUUAGUUUGUGGGAUAGGGAGGAGAAUGGGAGAGGAUGGUGCAACUGCACCUUUUAUUUUUCUCUUUUUUUUUUUCCCCCCUUUGAUUGCAGAGACAAGGCUGGAUGUGGCAGCACUCCCUGUGUUAUGUAGGAAGAGAUAAUUCUGCUUAGUGUAGAAGAUCAGCUGAGCUGAUGUGAGGAGAUGCUCUGAACCAGUUUUUAACAUAUCCAACAGAUUUACAUUAAGAUAUGAAAGCUAUUCUUUUCUGAGUUAAAUCACUGUGCCUAGAAAGGUUUAAGCUCUGAAUUAACGAGUCUUUGAUACCCAUCUUCUGUUCAAGCAGUGUACAUUUUAAAAAGUUUUUUAUCAUAAUUAGCAGAAAGAGCUAGGAGCUCCAAGAGUAUCUCAA